This is a messenger RNA of Akanthomyces muscarius, 2772 nucleotides long. RefSeq lists its product as uncharacterized. The record is from RefSeq and is a predicted model, not a curated record. Bases 1 to 2772 code for a protein of 923 amino acids. The transcript has 2 exons. Gene Ontology annotation, molecular function: metal ion transmembrane transporter activity. NCBI's taxonomy places the organism in Eukaryota, Fungi, Ascomycota, Sordariomycetes, Hypocreales, Cordycipitaceae. Gene Ontology annotation, cellular component: membrane. Gene Ontology annotation, biological process: metal ion transport; transmembrane transport.
AUGGGUGGCGCGCAAGAUACCACAGACGACGGAUACGCUCUAGCGUGGCCUCGGUCUAUGCGCUGGAACCCAAGCUACAGCGUCCCCAGAAACUCCUUGGAGCGGCCGCUUUCUGCGAGGCUCGCGUCAAGAAACGAAACGAAGCCAGUGCCUUCUGACGCUGCCACUGCUUCCUUAGGCUCCAUCAGUCACCAAAAUACCCUCGUUCAAGACAAUGGCAAAGCAAGCUCCGAGAACGAGAAGAAAUCGCCAAAAGCCGAGGACUCUGAGCAACCAGAAGACUUGGGGAAUCUGUCGCAUUGGUUGGAAACCCUGUCAGAGCUCUACAUGAACAAUCUGGAUAACCGCGCCAGAUGGGAUCCACGCUGGCUGAACGUCACACAUCGCGAGCGCUAUGGCGGUUUGUCGUCAUCAGCAAUCACUGUCAUCGACUACAUUUCUGGUCAGCCUGAUAGCACUGUGACGGCAGCAACGACGAAACAACACAUGGCAUCACUGCUACAGGAUCGACCAAAAUCAUGCGACCUGCGAGUGGUCCUGAUCACCGACCUGAGCCGCUUCACGAUGGGUGCAGUUGGACAAAUGUACAACAUAGAUCCCGAGUUUUGGUUUGAGCAUCUAGCGAAUUCGGGAUACGCUGCAAGCGAUAGCCAGCUCAAACUCAACAACGCUAUCUGGAUGAACUGGAGCGAGGAAGAAACGCGCUUUCGACACCGUCCUUUGCCGGGAACUGGCCAACGCACAGAGUGGAAUAUCCCACGGCGCGUAAAGUCAAGAUCCUGGGUACAUGUCAAAUGGGCGAGACUGGGUCUCAUGCAUUACUUGGGCAAGAAGGGAUUCAACGAGGCAGAAAUUGAGGUGAGGCUGAGCGACGGGCGGUGGCUUGUAGAGCGAGACGUUGUCCUGGACAAAUGGGGACGGUACAUGACGACACAGAAACUGGCCAAAGCCAAGGUCCUCGCCGAGGCGAAACAAAAGAAGAAGCAGAAGGAGCACAAAGGACACUACCCGCCAGUGCCAGGCCCGUCAUCGGAUGCAAAUUUGACGCCAUCAAAGGUGAAAGCUAGCAAUGUCUAUCGUCCAUACAGUACUUUUGAGGGCCUUCCCAAGAACCUCAACUCUUGGUACAACAGAGACUUGCGUGUUCUAGCGCCGGAGGGCUUCAGUCAUUGGACGGGCUCCGAUGAAGCUGGAGAGAGAAUCGUCGUUCUUGUCUUUGACCCGACGCGGAAAAUGAAGAACCUCCGCACACAGGAACAUACCCCAUCUUUGACUUUUAUGCCCAGGGCCAUUGAGAUUGAAAGCUACUCGGAAGAGGAACUCUGGCGCAGUGCCGGUCCCGAAGAGACAUAUCUGGACCCCCCUCCACCACCCAUCACAAACAAGCAAAUCAAGGCCGAAAAGAAGGAAGCCACCAAGCAGAACCUCAAGAAAAAACGCGACACUCUGAGAAGCCGUUUUCGCAAAACCAAGGGUGGAUUGGACCACACUGACCAUGAGGAGUCUGCGGGGCAAGACCAUAGUGAUUCCGAAUCCUCAUACACAAGCGACGACGACUAUGACCAGGAGUACGAAGAGGAGCUGCGGGAGGAAUACGCAAACCCAAAGCCGUAUUCCCGUGAUCGUGCCUUUGCCAGAAAAUAUAGUCUAUCAACGCAGGAGCUGGUUCUGCGCCGCCUGAGCACGCUGUCGCCGGCCGAUGUAGCCAAGGAUGGCGACGCUUUGAUAUCCUCUCUGCUCAACAGCAUCGUGCUCGACGACUUUUGGCAGCUGCUGGCGGAGAUGCGCGCAGAGCUUGACCACCUCGACGGCGACUUUAGCGGUGCUCUUUUCUCGCAGCUAGUAGAGUCGUUUGGCAACUCUGUUCGCCAGAACCUGUCCUGGAUGCGAUGCAGCCUACAGGAGCUCAACGAAUGGGCCAUGCACCUGCAUCUCUCUAUCAAAGCGACACCGAUGGACCCGAUCAUCGCGGAGGAAGUUGAGAUGCUCAUCAAGGACGUACAAGCGCUGCAGCUUCGCGCAGAGUCGACCCUCACAAUGCUAGCAUCAUCCAUGGGCCUCUCGCAGUCGUCCCUUGUCAUCGACCAGACCUCGGGCAUCAACAAGCUCACCGAGCUAGCCUUCUUCUUCGUCCCACUUUCCUUCAUCACCUCUGUAUUCUCCAUGCAGGUCAAGGAGCUGACCUCGGCGCCACCGCAUAUAUGGACAUGGGGCCUCGCUCUCAGCCUCGUGUUUCUGACCACAUAUUUGAUCCGCAUCAUGCUUCGUUCGCCGUCUGUGCGCAUCGGUAUCCUACACUGCCGUGCCACCAUCAUCAACCGCUUCUCGUCGGCCAAGUCGGGCUCCGCCGAGCGACGCCUCAACACGGUCGGCAACCGCGCCGUGGCCAAGUUUAUCUUCUUCUUUCUGUGCGUCGUGGUUACGGCCGUGGUCGCCGUCAUUGUCGCUUCUCUCUGCUUCCUUCUCGUGUACCUGGGCUUAUGGGUCGGUGCGGCAGGAACUGCCCUGUAUUUCAUCAUCACGAGGUGGCCAGACCCGGCUGUGCUGGCGCCCUGCUUCAUCGCAUUGCCCCUUGCGGUGGCUGGCCAGUGGGUGGCUUGGAUGUGGGCCGAUGAACUAGCCGAUUGGAUAACGGACAAAACGGAGAAGAUCCUCCUCGCCAUAUUAUCAAAGCUUCCAGAGAAAUGGAGGUUGGAUAGUGUCGACGAUGAUGAUUUAUCGCGGGAGGGCGUCAACACAUAUACCAGGCAAGGACUGCUAUUGGCGACCUAG